AUGGCUCAACCUCUCCUGCUUUAUCAUUUCAGAAAAUUUGAAUUUAACCCCAAAGAUGGGAUUGACAACCCUGCCUUGUCGCUGGCUGAGGACAUGGAUGGCACAGGCGUGGGGCAGCCUCGCUUCUACCUCCUGAGCAAGGGCAGCGCCGAAGGCUUCGGCCUCCACGAGGAGCUGGGCUGCCGGGGCCACGUCGUCAGGCAGGUGGAGCUGGGGGGGCUGGCCCAGCACAGGGGGCUGCAGGAUGGGGACCGGCUCCUCCAGGUCAACGGCUGCUUCGUGGACCACCUGGAUCACCACAGGGUGGUGCAGCAGAUCAAGGCCCGCGGUAACCAGGUUCUGUCCGCUCCGCCCUGCUGCCGCGUCCCGCGGGACAAAAGCGGCUUUGGCUUCAGCGUGUCGGCUCCAGAAGGUGUGAAGGGCACCUUCCAGCUCUCGGUGCAGCAGGGUGGGCCAGCGGAGCGCGCGGGGGUCCCCCCAGGCUCCUGGCUCCUGGAGCUGAACGGGGCCAGCGUGAGGAGCUACUCGCACGGGCAGCUGGCCAGGAAGGUACUGGUUCCUGGCACAGGGGGUUUGGGGGCCAGAGCCAGCAGCACUGCUGAGCACCCUGCGUUCCCCUCCCAGCUGAAGCAGAGCGGUGGCAAGGUGACCCUGCUGGUGGCAUCCAGCUCGGUGGAGGAGUUCUACCGCCUGCGAGGGCUGCGGGUCACGGCCGCCUGGGCAGACACCUCCUGGCUGCCCUUCAAGGCCCGGGAGCUGCACAUGGUGAAGGGGCCAGAUGGCUACGGGUUCCUGCUCAAGGAGGGUGACUGCAGCUCAGGGGCCACAGGGCAGUUCCUGUGGGAUGUGGACGCAGGGCUGCCAGCCGAGCGGGCAGGGAUGAGGGAAGGGGACCGUCUGCUGGCUGUGAAUGGUGAGAGCAUCGAGGGGCUGGACCACCACCAGACGGUGCUCAGGAUCCGUGCCCACCAUGACCGGGUGACCCUGCUGGUCAUCGACCCCCUUGGUGAUGAGUUCUACCAGUCGAUUGGGCUGUCCCCUCUGCUGUCCUUUGAGAACAGUGACCCUGCCUCAGGCUCCCACACACCCCUCCUGCCCUCUCCCAGUGGCUCCCCUGGACUCUGUCACGUUGAGGUGGGACCAAAGGGACCUGGCUCCUGGCUGGUGGCUGCUUCCAACAGUAUAACAAUCACAGAG
This is a messenger RNA of Merops nubicus (carmine bee-eater), 1197 nucleotides long. RefSeq names its product PDZ domain containing 3 (gene NHERF4). Gene Ontology annotation, molecular function: protein binding; protein-membrane adaptor activity. NCBI's taxonomy places the organism in Eukaryota, Metazoa, Chordata, Aves, Coraciiformes, Meropidae. The record is from RefSeq and is a predicted model, not a curated record. Gene Ontology annotation, biological process: protein localization to plasma membrane. Gene Ontology annotation, cellular component: apical plasma membrane.